This is a messenger RNA of Spizellomyces punctatus DAOM BR117, 1828 nucleotides long. RefSeq lists its product as uncharacterized. Gene Ontology annotation, molecular function: 3'-tyrosyl-DNA phosphodiesterase activity; single-stranded DNA binding; double-stranded DNA binding. Lineage: Eukaryota; Fungi; Chytridiomycota; Chytridiomycetes; Spizellomycetales; Spizellomycetaceae. Gene Ontology annotation, biological process: double-strand break repair; single strand break repair. Bases 132 to 1700 code for a protein of 522 amino acids. Gene Ontology annotation, cellular component: nucleus. The record is from RefSeq and is a predicted model, not a curated record. The transcript is spliced from 11 exons.
CAAAGUUAACUGUGUAAGGCGGUGGAGGCAAUGAGGUCACGUGCCUCUUACUGGUAAGAUCAUGGAUUCCACAGCCUGGCUUACAGCAAUCCUCCCAGAAGAAUGAGCGUUCGGUUCGAUGCGACAUCGUAAUGAAGCGUUUUCUCAGCAAUCGAACUGAUACUGGGGGCUCUUCUCCCCGAAAGAAGAAUAAACUCGAUGUUGACAAGACUGCGGAGGAAGCCGACUAUGACUCUGAUGCAACAGAAAUAAUUGAUGACGAUACUCUUGAGGAGCAGCCUAAUCGGACCCACAAUGUCAAGGGUGCCUCGUCGACGACGUGUAGCUCUGUUCCGAUCUAUAUAGAUUCAAGAAUCUAUCUUACCAAGGUCCGCGAUCUCCCUGCCCAAAAAAAUGUUUGGUCAAAAAGUCUCGAGCAAAUCUUUCAUUUUGGCGACUUGGCUUGUAUGCUGCAGCUCAAUUACAUGGUCGAGUUGUCGUGGAUGAUGAAUCACUUGCCAGAAAAGAGCCGUAGUAUUCCAAUCACCUUUGUUCAUGGCCUGCGUGCAUUAAGCAGGGAAGGACUGAGGGUCGAAGCUAUACAAUUUCCCAAUGUCAAAAUAAUCAACCCCGAUCUUCCAAUUGCCUAUGGUACGCAUCAUACCAAGGCGAUGUUUCUCUUCUAUAAAGACGACACCAUGAGAGUUAUUAUUCAUACCGCCAACAUGAUAUCACGGGACUGGAGGAAUAAAACUCAGGGAAUCUGGAUGUCACCUAUACUGCAGAGGAAGGCUCCCUCUACGACUAUAUCUGACUUUGAGGUCGAUCUCCUCGCGUAUAUCAAGGCAUAUGGCCAUCCACUCCGCGAAUGGCAUGAAAAACUGAGCUUGUAUGAUUUUUCCACAUGCAACGCGGUUAUCAUCGCGUCGGUUCCUGGACGACACGUAGGGAAAGGUUUGAGAAGAUGGGGCCACUUGCGAUUGCGAUCGGUCUUGGACGAGGUGACGAUUGGCGAGCAAUGUCAAAGUAAAUCCAUCGUUGUUGGUCAGUUUUCCAGUAUAGGGUCUCUGGGGACGUCAGAUGAAUGGCUCACACAAGAGUUUGGAGCCAGUCUGUCGGCAUCACGCAACCUGGCUGAAUGUCGACCGCCAUCUAUUCGCCUUGUGUUUCCUACCGUAGAGAAUGUGCGGUCAAGUUUGGAGGGUUGGGCUGCCGGCAACUCGAUCCCCUUUGAUUCCAAAAAUUGGGCGAAGCAACAGCACUAUAUGAGACCGCGGAUGUGUAUCUGGCGUGCAGACGCGGCAGGGCGAGAUCGAGCAAUGCCACACAUCAAGACUUUCACUCGGCUGAGUGAAGAUGGAGAUAUUGCUUGGUUUCUUCUGACUUCCGCAAACCUCUCAAAAGCUGCCUGGGGCUCCCUGGAGAAGAACGCGAAGCAGCUGAUGAUAAGAAGCUAUGAACUUGGCGUUCUUGUUUAUCCUGAACUGUUCAAAAUGUCUGGGGUAAACAACAUUGCAAUGAGGAACGUAUCAUCUGAAGUCGCGCCAUUUCUCGACCUCACAUUAAACGGCAGGGGACCUGAUAACAUGCAGCGACCCGUCAUCAUACCGCUUCGUCUUCCCUAUGACCUUCCGCUGACACCAUAUGGACCAAAUGACGAGGCUUGGACAUGGGACCUGAAGCGUACACAGUUGGACAGCUGUGGAAUGACGAAGGAAUGAUUGACUGUGUUCGGCAGACCUUAAUCAGAUGCAACGUGUACAUACAAAGAUAGUAUUUAAGCAUAAAUAAAUGCUGUGGUAAGAUACAACGUCAAAAGGGAUCACAAUGCCGAAAACUACUCCGUUCU